GAUUUCAACUCAACCCGACUCGCCUCACCCAAACCCUUACCGUCUCCGUCUCUGUCUCGCUCUCUCUUUCUGUGUCUCGCUCGCUCGCUCGCUCGCUCUCUGGUUGCAUAUUUUCCCUCUUUCCCAAACCCUGCAAUUCCUCAAACCCUAGCGAUCUCUCUUUUGCCAUCUCUCAGAUUAUUCAUCUAUUCACAGAAAGUAUUUAUCCUCUUCGAGUCCCCGAGCCAUUCGAUUUGAUAUCCAUAAGUUAUUUCAGAGCUGUAUUCUGCUCGUAUUUCUUCGAUCUCUUUCCCGAACUUCCUGCAAUUUAGGCGUUAGACGACGAUGGUUGACAGAAAGCUCGAUCUGCCUGAUGAUCUCCUCUCCUCCCAGACGAUUGACGAGCACUGCUCCGUCAAAGAUCAAGUAGCAUCAGAAAGCAGCAUUCCUCUCUCUCCUCAGUGGCUUUACUCAAAAUCGAUGGAUGCAAAGAUGUUGACAAGUGGAACAUCUGGGGAAAUUCGAGCACCAAAUUCUUUGCCACAUGGAAGCUCAACUGAUCCAAACCCGAAGGACAGUUGGCGUUUAGAUGGAUCCCAGGACAAGAAAGAAUGGAGAAAGAAUUCCCUUGAUGUUGAAAAUAGUCGCCGCUGGCGUGAAGAGGAGAGAGAAACAGGCUUACUUGGUAGAAGAGAUCGCAGAAAAGAGGAACGGCGAACUGAUGUUUCUGCUAGGGAUGCUUCUGAAGGUAGAUCUUUGCCUUCUUCUGACCGUUGGCAUGAUAGCAAUACCCGUAGUUCAGGUCUUGAAUCCAGAAGAGACAGCAAGUGGUCCACAAGAUGGGGUCCUGAAGAUAGAGAAAAGGAAACUCGGACCGAGAAGAGAAUGGAUUCUGAGAAGGAAGAUACUCAUACUGAUAAACAAUCAUUUGUAAGCGGCAACCGCGUGGCUUCUGAGCGUGAUACUGAUGCUCGUGAUAAAUGGAGACCACGCCAUCGUAUGGAAGUUCAUACUGGUGGAUCUGCACCAUAUCGCCCUGUCCAAGGAAUUGGGUUGGAGAGGGGAAGGAUGGAAGGAUCAAGUGUGCGUUUUGCCCCUGGCCGAGGAAGAUCUAACAGUAAUGUUAGUGGAAGCCUCCAGAUUGGAAGGCCUCCCUCUAACUCUGCCAUCGGUUUUGCCCCUGUUGAUAGAAAUAGCGGCACAUACGUUAAAUUUGGGCAGCCCACUAGUGUAUAUUGCUACCCAAGAGGAAAACUUCUUGACAUUUAUCGGAAACAAAAAACCUCUCCAGAUUUUGAUACCGUACCUGAUGGCAUGGACCAAGUAUCGUCAAUAACACAGAUAUCUGCUAUUGAGCCAUUGGCUUUUGUUGCUCCUGAUGCAGAGGAGGAGUCUGUCCUUGGGGAUAUAUGGAAGGGAAGAAUUACAAGCAGUGGAGAACUACAGUACUCAUCCAGAGACAGGAAUGGGGCGACAAAUGAUAGUGCUAGAGGGAUUGGUGACAUGGCAUUAACUGAGGGCAAAGAUAGUUCUUUAGACAACUCUGAAGAAAUGGUUAAAAUCUCUGGGGAGCUAUCUAGAAACAGUUCUCGUAGAGAUUAUGAUGCUGACACAUCAGUUACCUUUGAUCAGGAGAAGGUUACUGUCCAGGAAAGGGACACUUCUAAAUAUGGUGAUAAGCAUCUUACCGCCAUUGAUGGUGCUGCAACUGAGGUUUCAGUGCCAUCAGCUUUGAAAAUAUACAACUCCAGCGGUGGUGGUGAGAUAAAUGGUGCUGGAGAGAAUAUCUGUGAACUAAAAUAUUUCGAGAAGCAAGAAUUGGUGGAUUUAGCUUCAAAAUAUGCUAAGUUGGAAGUUACUGAGGCAGCUAUUUCUGGAGUUGGGAGUCAGCUGCUUCCGGAAGAAUCAGGUUCUCUGUCUGAUUUUCCAUCAAAGCCUCAAAUCGCAAGCAGCAACCAGGUCCAUCUGGAGGUAAAGGGCACACGGCCAGUGGAAACCGUUCUCCCACCUGAGGAGUUAAGUUUAUGCUAUCUUGAUCCCCAGGGUGUAAUUCAGGGACCUUAUCUGGGGAUUGACAUCAUUACAUGGUUUGAGCAAGGAUAUUUUGGAACCGAUUUACCUGUUCGAUUGUCAGAUGCUCCUGAUGGAUCGCCUUUUAAGGAACUUGGUGAAGUCAUGCCACAUCUAAGGCAAAGAUCUGACGCCAAUGUUGGUACUAGGAUGCAACUAUCGAAUGCUGUUGAAGGCAUUGUGGAAGAAAGCAUAAGUUCUUGUUCAGCACCUUAUUUUAAGGGGGUUGCAGCUAUAAAUGAGCAGCAAAGGGCUCCAUCUAUUGUUGUAAGUACUUCUGGUGUCAAUGACCAGUCAAGUGUAAAUGAAGGUUAUUGCUCCAACGUUCAGCAUUCUGAUGAUCAGAGCUUCCAAGAUCUUGUUGUUCAAGAUGAAGAAAUUGUCUUUCCUGGAAGGCCUGGUAGUAGCAAGAGUGACCAUUUGAAGUUUCCUGCUGCAGGCAUUAGUAGUUCAUUUUCCAAUCAUACUACUAACCCUUCUCCUGUAAAUGAAUUUUCAGAAGGUUGUUUGCCUACUAAUCAGGAUGAUAAAUUACAUCCUUUUGGUUUGCUGAUGUCUGAGCUUAGAGAGACCUCUCAUGUGAGGGGUUCUCAGUCAUCCAACAUGGCUUCAAAUUUAACUGAUCGAAGUCACUUUAGCGAUCAUUUGCUUGAGAGAGAUGCUGCUUUUGCCAGUCCGAGUUCUUUCAGAGCCAUGGCUGACAAACCUGCUUUUCUGGAAACAUGGUCUGAUGAUUGUAGAAGUUCUAGCAUUAACCCCAAUGCACGUCUAGGUCCUGUUGGUGCGCAGCAGUUAUCUCUUAUGGACCAGGAAUUUAAUGCACUUGACUUGGGUGAGCACAUGUCCUCACAAAAGUUUCUCCAGGAACAUUUUAAACAACAGAAUCAUGUAAAUGAUUCUUUUUCACAUUCUACCGGUUUGGGUGUAGAGCAAAUACCAAGUUUCGCUGCUUUGCAGAGUAGGAAUCCUAAUCUCCAGCAAUCACUUCAUUAUCCAGCGCAAGAUAUGGAACAUCAUUCAGUGCAAGAUAUGGAACAUCUGUUGCGGCUUAAGUUUCAACAGCAGCGGCAGCUUGAGCUUCGGCAACAGCUGGAACUUCGGCAACAGCUUGAACUUCGGCAGCAGCUUGAACUUCGGCAGCAGCUUGAGCUUCAACAGCAACUUGAGCUUCAACAGCAACUUGAGCUUCAGCAGCAGCAUGAACUUAUGCAGCAGCAGUUAUUGAUGCAGCAGCAACAGCAGCAAGAACAAGAAUUCCGGAACCAACAUCUGAAGAAGUUGGUGCAGCAGCAGCAACAUUCUCAAGCUCAACAGCUUCUUCUUGAACAGUUGCUUCAGCAUCAGAUGUCUGAUCCUGGUUAUGGGCAACCAAAGUUAGAUCCUAUGAGGGACAAUCUAGUUGAUCCACUUCAGCUCAGGAUGCAUCUUCUUCGCGAGCUUCAACAGCAGAGUUUUCACUCGCCAAGGCACAUUGACCCAGCAAUGGAGCAGAUCAUGCAAGCUAAGAUUAGCCAGAAUGCGCUGCGGGGGCAGCAAACUGAUUUACUGGAUAUGAUAUCACAUCCAAAGCAUGGCAGUAUUUUCCCUUCAGAACAGCAGCUCUGUUCGCAACAUGAGCAGUUGCAUGCGCAACAGUUGUCAAUGGCACUUAAACAACAAUUAGGAAUGGAUGGGGAAAGACAUAUUGUUCCGCAAUGGUCAGUCGAUGAAAUUGAUCAGUUUUUCAGCAAUCCUGCUGGUCAUCACCUCCCUCCAUCUGUUGGAUUUACUGCUGCUGAUACUUACCACCGACAGAACAGGCUUUCCUCUCUUGAGGAUCAUUUAAGCAACCUCAAACGAAAUCAUGCUUUACAGGAGCGUCAUCACCGAGGGCUUUUUGAGCCCAGCUCUUUGUCAUUUGAGAGGAAAAUGUCGCUAGCUGCUGGUGCACCUGACAUCAACUUGGACAAUGUGAAUGCUUUUGAUUUGUCAGACCACCACCAUAUGCAUGCCAAUGACCAACUUGUUUCUUUCUCUACGGGUAUCCCCUCAGAUGAGUUUUAUGUUUCUCAUCCAGAUGUAAUGGACAGCUACCGCUCUGGAAACAAGGGACAAGCAGAAAACAGUUGGAUUGAAAAACAUCUUCAUUCGUUGCAUUUUGAGGCUGAUAAGCAGAGGAAGAUGUCAGAAAAUUCUUUUUCUUCAGAGUCGAGCAUUUGGGCUCCUAUGACCGAUGGGGACAAAUCUAAGCAAGCUCUGUUUGAGAUUCUGAAUCUAAAGCAAUCAAAAACUGAUUAUCCAUAUGUUCCAUCUUCUAGAGGUCGGGAAGCCUUUGUGCCUCUCUCUGAGCAGUAUACUUCAAAUUUUCCUAUAACUCAAGAAGCUGGUACAAACAGUUCAUUUGUGGAAGAACUUCAAAAUCGCAAUCAGGAUGCCUUGUUGCACAAUCAUUUGUUUGGUGUAGCUUUUGAUGAACGAGUAAACCCUGUGGGAAAUAGUGAAAAGGUACCGCUAAGAUCAAAAUCUGGAUCAGUAGCCGAACAGUCUCUGUUCCUAGGUCCUCAGGAUCCGCAUAUUAGUUUCCCAGAGCCACACCUGAUUGCUAAGUCAACCAUGGAUAGAGAUCUAUCUGAGCUGGAAGGGAAGAGAUAUGUCUCCAAGGGCAUGAUGGGUAGCUCCUUUUUAGAGGCAGAGCAAACAAAAACAACAAUUGAUGGUGGGAUGCUAAGAGUUGAUGCCCAUAGCAGAAGUAGCUCACUGAGUAGUUCAGGUGGAAAUGGAGCUCCAUGUGAAAUUGGAACAGAUAAAUCAGUGGGAGAGGAGAUUUUUAAUGAGAGGUCAUCAAAAGCAUUCGACAAUGUUUUGCAUAAACGUCCCCCUAUGUUGCGGGCAUCAUCCUCCAUGGAUGUAGUGUCUGAUUUGACCUCAGUAGCAUUUGUCAAGCAGAAGAGUUCAAAAACCCUUGCAACUUCUAGCGAGGUAAGACGAGAGGCUAUAGGAAUUCCGGUUGCAACUCGAAUUUCCGAAACUCAGGCAUCAAGUAAGAAGGACGCUCAGUUUAGGAGGACAUCAUCUUGUGGGGAUGCCUUUGUGGCAGAAACAUUCAUGGAUGUGCUUAAGAAACCUGUGCAUUCCGAAGUUGAUACUUUGAAUGGAGCUGCACAGGAGAUAUCGGAUGGUGCACAAGCAGGUCGGAUUGGUAAAAGAAAAGGGAAGAAAGGUAGGCAGAUAGAUCCAGCUCUUCUUGGCUUCAAAGUUUCCAGCAAUCGCAUUCUCAUGGGGGAGAUCCAACGACCUGAAGAUUAGUUUGACUUCCCCUUGUUGUUUAUCACUCGGCGGCCAGUAUAUUUUUUGUACAUUUUCUGUAAAUUUUGUUCUUCAUUUCUUUUAGAUGAGUUUUGUACAGUUUUUUUCUGAUGAGCAUAGCUAUUCAAAAUUCUUUGAUUUUUUUUUUUUUUUUUUUCAGAAUGGUGACUUUAUG
Molecule: messenger RNA, 5509 nt
Organism: Carica papaya (papaya)
Lineage: Eukaryota; Viridiplantae; Streptophyta; Magnoliopsida; Brassicales; Caricaceae
Source: RefSeq, a predicted model, not a curated record